AUCAGCUAUAUCGUCAGCAUCGUCAAAUUUUUGUUUUCGACGACCCUUUUAAAACCCUCAAAAAUAAGUCUCUACCAAAAAACCUCUCUCUCCAGAAACCAAAUCACACUUACAUCAUAAAUCCUCUGUACAUAACCCAAAAAAAACCCUAGAAACGAAGAAAGAUCAAGAUGGGUUUGAUUAGCAAAGAAGAGAUAAGCAAAACAAGAAGAUAUUCAUCUUCUCUUUGGAGAGGUAUCAAAACGAUCUUUGUUCUCUUCACUAUGUUUCUCUCUUUCAUCAUCUUUUCUGCUCCGAUCUUCCUCGCCGUCGCCGACGCCGUCCUCCCCUCCGCAAUCCUCUCAUCCUCCUCACCCUCCCUCAACCGCCUAUCUCCUUCUAGUUUUCCGGCGACGAUUUAUUCUUACCUCAGUAACUACGAUUUCCGUUACUCUCUCAUCGACAUACCUCUCAUCUCCAUAAUUAGAUCUGCCAUUAUACUAUGCGUUUACGGGCUUUGUGACGGACCAAAGUUAUCAAGGGGACCAUAUCUGACAAUAACGAUGAUAUGCUCGAUAUCUUCACUGAUAUACGUAUCGUUCAAGGCAGCAAUUGUAUUCGGAGAGCCAGUGAUCGGAGGAUAUUUCCGAACAGAGGAAAUGGCUCUCUUUCUAUGUUCUUGGAUCUUAGCCAUCGGUCACAUCGUUGUGGCGUACCGUACAAGUUGUAGAGAGAGACGAAAGCUCCUAGUCUUCAAAAUCGACAUCGAAUCCGUAAGUUCACUUUGAUUUUUCUUAUUUUAUUAACUUUUAGCCGUUACAUAAAGCAUUAUUAGCAUUAAAAAAAUGAUAUAGGCCGUAUCAAAAUUGUUUAUUUUUCAAAUCUAGCAUUAGUUAUUUGUUUUUAUAUCUUAAGAUAUUGUUCUUCUACCACUAAUACAGAUCAGACUCGGUCAGAAAUAGCAUGUGACUUCAGAUAUUACAUUAUAGUCACCGUCUUGAAUUAAUUUUCACAUUUUUUUUGGUACCAAGUGUUAUUGUAGGUUUGAAAAUGACUAGUCAAUUGAGAAGGUUUGAUUUUUCACUCCCAACAAAAACUAGAGGAAAUUGUAUUUUGAUUAGCACUUUCUUAUGUAUAAAAUCACUUUGAUUCAAACCUAAUUAGAUAGUGACGAAUAAAUAGUAUUAAUUACUUAUAUAUAAUAAGAAUAAGAAUAAAUCGACAUUUUCCCUCGAAUAAAAGAAAGAGUGAAACGGAUGUUUCCGAGUGGGAACCGUGUGGGAUGAAUAAUGAUGGACGACUGCUUUAUAUAAUCUUCGUAUUUAAUGUUACUUUCAAUUAAAUUUUUAUAAGAUAUUAAUAGACAUGACAACGUCACUAACACCUAAAACAUGGCUCAUGAUUUUAGUUGAAGUGUGACUAAUAAAUAUAUAUAUUCCAAUUUGCAGGUUUCAGCUUGUAAAAAUGUGUUUCCCAGAUAUCAAAAAAUCCUCCAACAAGAGAGACUCAAAUAGCUAGCUAUAUUCGAAGUCAAUCGUCACAUGUACAUAUAUACUUACAGUACAAGCUACAUGUAUAUAAAUAUACGUAUCUAUGCAACAUCUACUGGGUUUUGGUCUCCUUUCAUGUUCGAGAAAAGUCCAAAGGAUAUAAUCUGUAAAGGAGGAAGGAACAGAUAACGAAUGGGGCUUAAUAUAUAUAACCUAUGCUUUUCCAUGUGAGACUACAAAAGACAACUCCAAUGAAUUGGCAGUUGUUACUAUACUAUAGAUUUUAAAUUAGGUAUAGACACAAAGAAAAGGAAGAACAUUAUACUAGUUCUUCUUACAAAUGAUCCACCGUUACACUUUUGUCCUUUUUGUUUGUUUGUAUAAACCAUAUUUUCAUCAAUGAGAUAAGAAGCCGAAGGCAUCUUUCUUCCAUUUCUCUAUUUCUUCUUUUAUACCUUUUUAAAGAAAAUAAAAAUAAGAACCGAG
Messenger RNA from Arabidopsis thaliana (thale cress), 1955 nucleotides. It is a transcript of the gene SUE4, whose product is annotated as Alpha/beta hydrolase related protein. Bases 171 to 767 code for a protein of 198 amino acids. NCBI's taxonomy places the organism in Eukaryota, Viridiplantae, Streptophyta, Magnoliopsida, Brassicales, Brassicaceae. The transcript has 3 exons. The record is from RefSeq and is marked reviewed.